Molecule: messenger RNA, 2273 nt
Organism: Cynoglossus semilaevis (tongue sole)
Lineage: Eukaryota; Metazoa; Chordata; Actinopteri; Pleuronectiformes; Cynoglossidae
Product: putative protein MSS51 homolog, mitochondrial
Exons: 8
Coding region: 872-2170 (432 amino acids)
Source: RefSeq, a predicted model, not a curated record
CCAUCUGACCGCAUACCUGCUCUCCAUCUUGCUCUCUUUCCACAUACAGUACGUGUCUUCCACCACCCCUGCAUACUUCUUGACCACUGCUGAAUUCUUGGUUCAGUUAGCAACGGAAGAACGACAGCUCCUAUAGCUGCCACAUUCUGAGAUAAGGGUAGGUGUCCACAGUAAUGAGGUGCUUUUCACCACAAGAGUGUGUACUGAGCCAUAUUGUAAUUCAAUACUUCGUCACAUGCUCUGAUAACUACUACACACUUGGCAAAUCUGUUUAAAACAUUUUGAUAGUCUCAGUUUGUUGAUCUGACUUAAUGUUCACACCCAUGCGUGCUGCCCCUUCUCAUCUUGUUUAUAUUUCAGUAUUCUUUUUAUUUCAUGUUUAUAGGUACAAGCGGCCCCCCUCGCGAUUGGAGCUGAUCCUUGUUUGAAAUGGAAUGUGGCUCAGCUGCUCUGCUAGCCAGUUAGCCUACCCCAGGGUCGCAAUAAAAACGUGUACUCAUUUUGUUUCUAUUAUAGCGAUCAAUACUCUAAUUACCUUAUUGGUGUUGUUUAUAAAAAAACACCUCCAUCUUUAAUAUCUUGCAGAUACUAAUUUUACAAUUUUUUUUUUAUUAUUAGUCUGACUUUACCUCAGCGAUUUAGUAACGCACUAAACUGGAGGCACCGCAGACUUAUUCCUCAUUGUCUCAAUUACAGGGAACGCAUCGUAUGCGAGAUGGCCAGACUGCAUAUGGAUGAGGCCCCACGUUUACCUCCAACACCCACAGCUGUCACUCACACUGUUCCAUCCUCUCAGUGAAUCAAGGAGUCCAGGAAUACAUUUCAAGGCCUCUCCGCUGCGCUGGAUUCACAGAAGAGCAAAGUCCAUAACAUGGCUUCUCAGACUCCAGCUCUCCCGCAGUCCUUCAGUCCCGGAACCGAUAGCGUGUUCUCCGACCAGUCUGGCUUUUACUCUCUGGAUUCCAACGUCCCCGGCCUUUCAAAGGUGAUUCUCAACAAACUGGAUAUGAAGGAUUACGGAGAGUACAGGACCACUGUGCAGGAGAAGGUCAAAGGUUUCAAAUUCCAAAACUAUAAAGACAUGUUCCAGAGAAUGGAAGAGACAUUUCAGUUUUGUACCGGCUGCAAAAAACUGCCCGAGCAUCUAACUGAAGGACAGUCCCUGAAACGCUGCGUGAAGUGCUUAAAUGUAUACUACUGCACCAAGGACUGUCAGAAAAAAGACUGGUCUCAGCAUAAAAAAGUAUGCAAGACGCUGCGACUAGUGGCCAUCGACAGAUUAGUGGAAUGGCUGAUUUUUACAGGUAACUUGCCAUUGCCGACUGAAAAGUGGUCCAAACCGGCGGUUGAGGUGAAGAACUGGGAGGACUGGAUCUGCAUGAGGGGGGACCUGACACCACAUCUGGACGCAGUGAUAGCUGAUACAAACAUGGAAACCAUUUGGAAAAAUGUCAGCAGGACGCGGCCGGAUGAUGCUGACCUACGACAGUCUCUGUGGCGCCUUCAGAGCGAGUUCCUUUCUCGCGUUCUCACUGUCGGCAGUGCCGUUCAGAUGUGUGGCCUGGAUCCAAACACGAAGCCCCUUACUGUUCACAUAGCAGGGGCGUCCCAUAAUGAGACAAUGGGAGCCAGGCUGACCGACUUUGAUGAGCUUGGCCACAUGUUCCCUGAACACGAGGGCAUAGAGAUUGUCAUGGUGGGACCCGAGGUUGUAAAUGGCCCCAUCCUGAGGCCUCCACUUAAGGCAUUUGGUCCGAGGCGAAUGGUCUUCAUCAGUGCCUACAAGGGUCUCUACCACCAGUUCUGGGAGGAGUUGGUGGAAAAAGAAGAGGCAGCUAAGCCGGACCUGGUGGUGGGAUUUCACCCAGGUUUCCAUGCUAACCAGGGUCUAAUUGAAGGAUGGCUACCUACCCUUCUGUUGCUCAGAGAUUAUGAUAUACCUUCUUUCUUCACCAUGUACAGUGAGAUGGAGCUAACAUACUCACUGCAGAUUCUUCAGGAGCUGGAGAUGUGCAUCAAGGACCAUGGGCCCAAUCCAUUCACCUCUCUUAAACCAGAGCAGGUCCAGGCGUCACCCAAUAAAACCCCAGUCUACUGCAACUCCCACUAUGUCUUCUUCCAGGGACUGAACCAACAAGAGGGAUUGGAAGACCCACUUGGGGACAACUAAAGGGAACAGGGAAAAAACAAAAGGAUUUUUUUGUCCUGAAUAAAGGAGACAGUUACAUUCUUAUUUAUUUCAAAUAUUUCAAUAUUCCUCCAUCUAGCCCAGG